This is a messenger RNA of Fundulus heteroclitus (mummichog), 2374 nucleotides long. RefSeq names its product RAD51 paralog B (gene rad51b). The record is from RefSeq and is a predicted model, not a curated record. The coding region runs from base 190 to 1203 and encodes 337 amino acids. Gene Ontology annotation, biological process: DNA strand invasion; mitotic recombination-dependent replication fork processing; mitotic recombination. Gene Ontology annotation, cellular component: condensed nuclear chromosome. The transcript has 10 exons. Gene Ontology annotation, molecular function: double-stranded DNA binding; DNA strand exchange activity; ATP-dependent DNA damage sensor activity. Lineage: Eukaryota; Metazoa; Chordata; Actinopteri; Cyprinodontiformes; Fundulidae.
UACGUCCCAAGUUGUGUUUCUGAGCGCGGGAUCUUUGAGGAAAUAAGUUAACAACGGACACGAAACGCUGCAGGUAGAUCCGUGAAAGCUUUCUUUCAGCUCUCUGGACUAAGUGUUUGCACAGAGGUUUAGGGACGAGCCCAAACCUAACCUUUCAAUCCGCUCUACGAGGUCUUUUUUCCUCGAAACAUGGCGAUGAGAAGUGAAGCGAGAGUGCAGGCAGAAGUGGAGGAAGAGAACUUCGGCCCACAGCCUCUCUGCAGGCUGGAGCAUUGCGGAAUAAGUGCCAGUGACAUCAAGAAACUGGAGGAUGCAGGAUUCCAUACCAUAGAAGCAGUGGCCUACACACCCAAGAAGGAGCUGCUCAACAUCAAGGGCAUCAGUGAGGCCAAAGCAGACAAAGUUUUAGCAGAAGCUGCCAAACUGGUGCCAAUGGGCUUCACCACAGCUACAGAGUUCCACCAGAGGAGAGCAGAAAUCAUCCAGAUCUCUACAGGCUCCAAGGAGCUGGACAAAUUGUUGCAGGGUGGGAUCGAGACAGGCUCCAUCACAGAAAUGUUUGGAGAGUUUCGGACUGGAAAGACCCAGCUUUGCCACACACUUGCUGUUACCUGUCAGCUGCCUAUUGAUCAGGGAGGUGGAGAAGGUAAAGCAAUGUACAUCGACACAGAGGGAACUUUCAGACCAGAGAGACUGCUCGCUGUAGCUGAGAGGUAUGGGCUUGUAGGCAGCGAUGUGUUGGACAAUGUGGCCUACGCUCGUGCGUUCAAUACUGACCAUCAGACUCAGCUGCUGUAUCAAGCUUCUGCCAUGAUGGCUGAGUCCAGGUAUGCCCUGCUAAUAGUGGACAGUGCUACAGCUCUGUAUAGAACAGACUAUUCCGGGAGAGGGGAGCUGUCAGCCAGGCAGGGACACUUGGGGCGGUUCCUCCGCAUGUUGCUCCGGUUAGCAGAUGAGUUUGGGGUUGCCGUGGUAAUAUCAAACCAAGUGGUGGCACAGGUUGAUGGGUCAGCCAUGUUUUCAUCAGAUCCCAAGAAACCAAUUGGUGGCAACAUUCUGGCACAUGCUUCCACCACAAGGCUAUACCUGAGGAAGGGCCGAGGAGAGACCAGAAUUUGUAAAAUCUAUGACUCUCCCUGCCUGCCGGAGGCUGAGGCCAUGUUCGCAAUCAAUGCUGAUGGGGUAGGGGACGCCAAGGACUGAGCUGGAUUGGAAGAGGAAGCUAAUUUUUGAACUGCAAAGGGGUGCAUCAGUAUGAGGGUUUGGUGGUUUGACAGGUGUCCUGUUCAAGUGCUGAGAGGAAGAGGUAGAUCAAACUUAUCUGCAGACCAUGAGGUAUUUUGUUAUUGAAGUUUAUUCUAUUCAACAACAAAAAUGGUUUAAUGUCUGCUGCAAAGGCAUAGUAAUAUUAGAUCAAAACUUUCUGACAGUGUAUGACCAAUACCACCAACUAGAUACUAAUUGUGUACAAACAUCUGUGAAGCCCAAAUUACUUCAAACUGGCAAUACAUUUGUCUAGUGUUUCUGCUCUGAAGGUUUUGUCUUAAAAACAGCAAACCUUUAUUUAAAACAUUUCUAAUGUGUUCAUCUUUAAGCUGUUAUGUCCAUUAUUUUUUUUCUCUAUACAUGUUGCAGAACUAAGUUAAAUCUCAUUAAAAUCUGAAUACUUUGAGCUGUGUGUGGGGGAUCCUUUGAUAAGCUGUUAACUAUGAGUCUUCCAGUUAUGGUGGCUAUGUGAGAAGACGUGUUAUUAGCAAAAGCGCCCCAAGAAACAAGUGAAAAAGCAAAACAACAUAAGUUACCAUCUUUAAGGUGAAAUGCAGAAAGCUAGCGCUUAUGGCGUGGAUUCUAUGUACUCAACUCAAAGGCACAAAAAUAACGGCCUAAUCUUCAUGCUCUGUUCCGUGUCUGCUUGCACACUGGACCAGCUCCUUCCACGCUCAACACCAGCUGUGAGCUUGCUCAGCUUUUUCCGCUCACUCGGCUCUGUCUCUGUGCUAGCGACUACAAAAACUGCCCACUUCACCAAGUAGGUGAAGCUUAACUUCACCUACUUCGAGCACUCAUUUCUUGCAUUUUGCAUUUUUAAUGAGACUGUCAUUUUGUUAAGCAUUUAACAUUAUUAUCAGCAAGAGGUGCCACAAAGAUCCUGAAAAGAACCAGGAGAAGAAGUCCAUACUUAGAGUAACAGCACCUGGGACAUUGCUUGUUGCAGAUUCUUUAAAGCAGACAUAGCUUCAGUAAUGAGUUUCAUUUGCGUCAGAAAUAUACGUACAGCAGGAAAUUCCAGUCAUUACACAUACGCCACCUUGGCUAGCACUUAACAUGUCCAAAACCAUUCUGUUUUGCAGUACCAUUAAACGCAUUUCACUUG